Molecule: messenger RNA, 484 nt
Organism: Aspergillus ibericus CBS 121593
Lineage: Eukaryota; Fungi; Ascomycota; Eurotiomycetes; Eurotiales; Aspergillaceae
Exons: 1
Coding region: 63-338 (91 amino acids)
Source: RefSeq, a predicted model, not a curated record
AUGGAACGGCUCAGACGGGAGGCCAAAAGUAAGCUUGAUCGGCAGUCCAGGCCACUGUACCAAUGCUAACGAUCAUCCAGGGGGCAAGCCCAGAGAACAAGAAAUCCAGGCUGGAAACAUUGGUUGACGACCUGAUCUUGCCCUUAUUGACGACUUGUCAAGAUAGGCACCUCUUACACUGCGAAGAAGCAGACCAAGGGGCAUCGGGGGACAUGCCUACGCGACUGAUUGAUCAUGGUUCAUCUGCCACCAGCUCGAUCAAGCUCAUUGAUACCAGAACCCAACAUGAAGCGGAUGUGGGCCAGGGAUUAUCUGGUCCUCUUGUAUCCCUAGGAUAGUCAUGAUCCGGCAAAAACCACCCGUGCCAACCUACCACACCGUCUGGAAGACUUGGAUGUGAGCGCAUUCCCGGCGGCAAUCCGGGACGCCAUCACUGUCACGCGGCUGAUGGGCAUCCGUUAACUCUGGAUCGAUGCCAUCUGCA